CUUCAUGGAGACCGUGGAAUUGAAGGUGGAGAUGGUGGGGAUACACGAGAAGAGAUUGAGGAAGUGUUUGUCCAAAGUGAAGGGAAUAGAGAAGGUGGAAGUGGAUGUGAGCAGUCAGAAGGUGGUGGUGACAGGGUACACUCAUCGGAAUAAAAUACUUAAGGCAUUGCGUAGAGCUGGUUUGAAAGCCGAUUUUUGGUCUGCACAAAAUGAACUCCUCAAUGCUUAUGCCAGUGUCAGCAGCUAUGGAAGCUUGAGAAUUAACAAUUUUAAUCUCUUCUAGUGUAUUUCUCACUCUUCUACUAUACCUUUUCCUCCUUUCUCCAAAUUAAUGAUCAUACAUGAGGGGUUUUAUUUUAUUUU
Molecule: messenger RNA, 363 nt
Organism: Telopea speciosissima
Lineage: Eukaryota; Viridiplantae; Streptophyta; Magnoliopsida; Proteales; Proteaceae
Product: heavy metal-associated isoprenylated plant protein 45-like
Exons: 3
Coding region: 5-283 (92 amino acids)
Molecular function (GO): metal ion binding
Source: RefSeq, a predicted model, not a curated record